AUGAGUAUGGUUCACUGCAAUGGAGAUCCAGGGAGCCACAGUAAUGAUAGGUGGAAUCAUGAAGAUAAUGGAGAGAACAAUGCUAAUGAAGUUUUGAACACAGAAACACACCCAGGCAAUCAACACCAACUGACCCCAUUUGAGAAACUUAUAUUAGAUAUGUCCCAAAGUGAAAAAAUAGUAAAAGAAUUAACUCUGGGAAAGAGGAUUGGGUUUUACAGUAUUAGAGGUAAAAUUGGAAGUGGGAACUUCUCCCAAGUGAAACUUGGAAUACAUACUCUGACAAAAGAAAAAGUAGCCAUUAAGAUCCUGGAUAAAAGUAAAUUAGACUACAAUACCAAGAAGCUCCUCUCUUCUGAGAUUUCGAGCAUGGAGAAGCUGCACCAUCCAAACAUUAUCAGGCUUUAUGAGGUCAUGGAGACCUUCUCCAAACUGUACCUGGUCAUGGAGUAUGCUAAUGGAGGAGAGCUCUUUGCUAAAAUCAUCUUAGAUGGGAAGUUAUCGGAAGAAAAAAGCAAGCACGUUUUUGCUCAGAUUGUGUCGGCCGUUAAACACCUGCAUGAGAACAACAUAAUUCACCGGGACCUGAAAGCCGAAAACAUCUUUUACGCCAGUAACACGUGUGUGAAGGUGGGAGAUUUUGGAUUCAGCACAGUAAGUCAAAAAGAGGAACCCUUGAACACCUUCUGUGGUUCUCCUCCUUAUGCCGCCCCGGAACUUUUCAGAGAUGAAAAUUACAUUGGGGUUUAUGUGGAUAUCUGGGCCCUAGGAAUCCUCCUGUAUUUUAUGACCACGGGGUUCAUGCCAUUCCAAGCAGACACGGUGGCCAAGCUAAAAAAGUACAUUCUUGGUGGGAUAUAUAGCGUGCCACCAUUCCUGUCUGAACCUUGCCAGAGACUGAUUUGGGCGAUCCUACAACCAGUUCCGUCAGAACGCUGGUCCAUCGACAAAAUUAUGAACAGUGAAUGGAUGAAUGGUGUGCAGUAUCCCAAACCCUUGGAACCCUUUAAGUUGGAUCCCAGGUUUUUGUCAGAGGACAAAACUCUCCAGAAGGAAGAGGCUGAGGUAAAAAUCAUUUUGAACCAUUUGGGAAUCACAGAAAAGCACAUUCAGAAUAACCACGGGACAGAUUACUAUACCUCAGUAACGGGGACGUACAGAAUUGUUCUUCACCGAGUGCAGAGAAAACAGGCCAUGGAAAUUGUCCCUCUUGUCAGCCAACCUGAACUCACGAAAGAAAGGUCAAAGAAAAAUCUGUGUUCCUAUCAGGGCCACAAAUAUUCAUCAAAACUCUGUUUGAUUUUAUAA
Messenger RNA from Thamnophis sirtalis, 1308 nucleotides. RefSeq names its product NIM1 serine/threonine protein kinase (gene NIM1K). The record is from RefSeq and is a predicted model, not a curated record. Gene Ontology annotation, biological process: intracellular signal transduction; microtubule cytoskeleton organization; protein phosphorylation. Gene Ontology annotation, molecular function: ATP binding; tau-protein kinase activity. Gene Ontology annotation, cellular component: cytoplasm. Lineage: Eukaryota; Metazoa; Chordata; Lepidosauria; Squamata; Natricidae.